Molecule: messenger RNA, 1674 nt
Organism: Jaculus jaculus (lesser Egyptian jerboa)
Lineage: Eukaryota; Metazoa; Chordata; Mammalia; Rodentia; Dipodidae
Product: solute carrier family 22 member 20
Exons: 10
Coding region: 1-1674 (557 amino acids)
Biological process (GO): transmembrane transport
Cellular component (GO): membrane
Molecular function (GO): transmembrane transporter activity
Source: RefSeq, a predicted model, not a curated record
AUGGCUUUCACAGAUCUACUGGACACCCUGGGAGGUGUAGGUCGCUUCCAGGUCAUCUACACAGCCCUGCUGCUGACGCCCUGUGGCCUGCUGGCCUGCCAUACCUUCCUCCAGAACUUCACGGCCGCCUCGCCUGCUCACCACUGCCGGCAUUCUGCCAACCACACAGAGGACACCACCACCAACUACUCCAGGGCCUGGCUGAGGGCCACCAUCCCCCUGGACCAGCAUGGGCUCCCUGAAUCGUGCCGCCGUUUCAUGGAGCCUCAGUGGGCCCUUCUGAGUUCCAACGCCUCCACCUACGGAGCAGUCAUGGAAGGCUGCAAGGAGGGCUGGGUCUAUGACCGCAGCGUUUUCCCUUCCACGAUUGUGAUGGAGUGGGACCUGGUGUGUGAGGCCCGUGCCCUCAAUGACCUGGCUCAGUCCCUCUACAUGGCUGGGGUGCUGGUGGGGGCUGCCAUAUUCGGUAGCCUCGCAGACAGGUUGGGCCGCAAGGCCCCUCUGAUCUGGUCGUACCUGCAGCUGGCAGUUUCGGGGGCUGCGACAGCAUAUGUUGGCUCCUUCAGCACCUACUGUGUCUUCCGGUUCCUGAUGGGCAUGACCUUCUCCGGCAUCAUCCUCAAUUCUCUCUCACUGGUUGUGGAGUGGAUGCCCACCCGGGGCCGGACUGUGGCAGGCAUCUUGCUGGGCUUCUCUUUCACCUUGGGUCAGAUCAUCUUGGCUGGCGUGGCGUACCUGAUCCGCCCCUGGCGGUGGCUGCAGUUGGCUGUCUCCGCUCCCUUCCUCAUCUUUUUCCUCUAUUCUUGGUGGCUGCCAGAGUCAUCCCGAUGGCUCCUCCUGCAUGGCAAGUCGCAGCAAGCUGUGCAGAACCUACAGAAAGUGGCUGUGAUCAAUGGUAGAAGGGAGGAAGGGGAAAGACUGACCAUGGAGGUGGUGAGCUCCUACAUCCAGAGUGAGUUUGCAAGUGUCCGUACCUCCAACUCCAUUUUAGACCUCUUCCGAACUCCGGCCAUCCGCAAGGUCACAUGCUGUCUCAUGAUGGUCUGGUUCUCCAACUCUAUGGCUUACUAUGGCAUGGCCAUGGACUUGCAGAAGUUCGGGCUCAGCAUCUACCUGGUGCAGGCCCUGUUUGGGAUCAUAGACGUCCCUGCCAUGCUGGUGGCCACCACCACCAUGAUUUAUGUGGGCCGUCGGGCCACAGUGGCCUCCUUCCUCAUCCUGGCUGGACUCAUGGUCAUUGCCAACAUGUUUGUGCCUGAAGACAUGCAGACCCUGCGCACCGUGCAGGCCGCUCUGGGCAAAGGCUGCUUGGCCAGCUCCUUCAUCUGCAUAUACCUGUUCACAGGAGAGCUGUACCCCACGGAAAUCAGGCAGAUGGGGAUGGGCUUCACCUCAGUCAAUGCCCGCUUUGGAGGCCUAGUGGCGCCCCUGGUCACCACGCUAGGUGAGAUCAGCUCCAUCCUGCCACCUGUGGCCUUUGGUGCCACCUCCAUCCUGGCCGGGUUGGCUGUCACCUGCUUCCUGACUGAGACCCGUAACGUACCACUGGUGGAGACCAUUGCUGCAAUGGAGAAGAGAGUCAAAGAAGGCUUUUCCAAAAAGGAUGCAGAGGAGAAGAGUGAAGAGAUUUCUCUUCAGCAGCUAGGGGCUUCUCCCCUUAAAGAAACAAUCUAA